UAAUCGUUGGUUAGGUGAUGACUUCGUCUGCCGCGCAGGACGACUGUGACUUGUGCGCGUAACUUGGCUAGAGUUUUUCUUUCCCUCUUUUUUUCCCCCGAUUGUGCUCUUAUUUUUCGCGAUGGGUUCGUGACAGGAGACUUCUCCCUUCCAUGACCGGAAAAUAAAAAUAUUGCGUCGAUCGCGAUUUUUAUUAUUCUGUGCACCUUUUGGAUUACACCAUCCAUGAAUAUUUCUUUGCCAUUAAAUCUGCAGCAGUAUGGAGUAUUAAGAAUGUGUGUUUGUGUCGGCAUAUGUCCUGCGUAAUGGGGGAUCCGAAGACUGUUUUGGAGGGCAGUGUCAAGUACAGAGAUAAGAAAAAGUGGAAAUCAAGGUGGGCUGUCGUUAGCAAGCUGUCUCCUGUUGCAGACUGCUUGCACAUUCAGUUAUACCGUGACAGCAAAGAGCGUUGUAAGAAUGGUCCCACGAAGGCCUCUCUCUCCCUGGAAGACUUCUUGGGCCUGGAGACGGGCUUCACGCUCGACAAGGAGAGCAACACGCUGGCUAUCAUUUGCUCCGAGCUGGUCGUGGUGCUCGCUUUCGACAAUCGGGAGCUCCUCAUACAGUGGCAGGUCAAGAUCAGAGCAAACCUUGUCGAAGAGCAGCAGUUCCUAGUGCAGAUUGCUCAUGUUCCCUCGAAGAGCAAGCUUCCCUGUGGCCCGUGUCGUCUACAUCUGCAGGAUUACACUUUCUGUCUGGUAUCCGGAGUACCACCCAGGCUUCUCGGGACCUGGCCCAUCAAGGAACUCAGGCGGUUCGGCGUCGUGGAAGGAAAAUUCUGCUUCGAAGGGGGAUCAUUAUGUGGAAAAGGCGAAGGUUUGCAUGUUCUUCACACAAACCAGUGCGAAGAGUUAUCGCAAGCAAUGGAUUUGGCCUCCAAAGGAAAGUUACAAGGAAAACGAAAGACACUAUCCAGGAAAAAUUCAAUGUUGGAGACAUCGACACGAAUGCCCCUGCACAAGCGCUGCCAUUUGGACUCGAGCAAGGGUUCGGACCACCCGACGAUGAGCUCAGGAUCCGAGGGCAGUACGUGCGACGCAUGCUCCGAGAUCCUGAGGCCAUCCGAUGACAUGAUGUAUUCCUCCAGCGCAUGCUCCAUGAAGGCAUCAUCUUGUAGAAUACAUUACAGGUGGCCCUCAUGCCUAUCCAGAUGGGGUCAGAGUUCUACAACUACUGCCAGUGACGUAGAUAGCGUUGAUACUGUGUCUAUUAUUCUCAGUGAUUUUCAAGGGGCUCCCCAUUCUGCAACAAUGUCAAAAGCUAAUGGUCAUGGGCAGUCCUUGUCGUGUCUUUGUGAUUCUCAAGGAACAUGGCCUUUCAACCAGUGUUCAAAGUGUGGACGACAAUUUUACAGUCGUGGUAGUUUGCAGAAUUCCAAAGGAAAAACAUCCCCUUCUCCUGAAAAUACUGGGAAUGAUGACACCAGUGGAUUCAGUCCGCAGUGGACGAUGGAUUCACUGAUCGGCUCCACAAACUGUAAUCAACAAUCGAAGAAAGAUCCAGCAUAUCAAAUGAUGAACCCACCUUCCGAUAGGGCAUCCUUGUGUUCACACGCUAGUCACAGUAGCAGCGCUAGUGCUAGCAGCGAGUCGGAGUAUUCUGUACCAAAAAAUUUUAUGGAUACAUUAUAUGAUAGACCUAAGAAUAUGCAACAUGCUUUUAAUGGUUUCGCUAACUGCAAACCGACAGAGACUCGACGCGCAAGUACGACUGAACCACCUGUUCCCUGUCAGGGACCGACAGAUACUUGUAUCGUGUGUCCUUGCCACGAACCAAUCAAGGAUUGGAUGACCACCUCGAUGUCCCCUUCUCAGGAAAAGCUAGCAGGGCACCAGGAAUGUGCUUGCUGGAACAAGCUGUCCAUGUCGGUCAGAAGUGAAGUCGAUAUCAGGAUGAUAAAUGGUCGGAAAAGCGCAAGUGCCAAUGCAUCGCCGAAUUCGUCUCCUAAGAAAACAAAGUAUAAUACUGGUGCUAGUACACUAAGAACUAUGAAUAAUGGAGUUUUGGACUGUGAUUUUACAUGUACCUGUGGUAAAGGAGACCCAUACGCGAAUUAUGCUAUUCCCAGAUCGUCGGCAGUUGUGUCUAAAGACUCAACAUUGGCGCCUGGACAGUCAAAUGGAAGUAAGGAUACUAAAACGCAUGUACCUGAUCCAACGGAGGAUUAUGACGUUCCUAAGAAAUUCACGGACAUGAUGUCUAACUGUGAUAUGACGCAGAAAAACUCAGCAAUGAAAUCCAUUAAUAAUAGCCCUUCUUGUUCCUGUAUGAGCGCCUGCAAAAUUGUUCAAAAUAUAGAGCUCUUCAAGAUGGCUUCCAAACAUUCCUACAACCAUAAACACGGGCCUCUCAACCCCAACACUAAUGACCCCCUUCAGAUGUGUGCCUGUCAAAGAGUCAUGCUUUGGGCUGGAAGUUUAGUCCCGUGUCUAGGACCACAGAGUGCUACCCUGGAUACUGGCUGGCAUUGCACAAAAUCUCUUGCCACUGAUGGUGCAAAUUGUUCCAGAACGUGGAUGAAUCACACUACUGCUGUCUGCAGUGAGCCACAUAGGACUACUGAGGUUGUGAUGAAAAAUGGGAAGUUAAAGCACGUGUUACGAGAAUCUUCAUGUGAUACAACAAAUGCACAAACGGUGCGAAAUCCUCUACGACCUCGAGCUAGCACUGUUUCAUAUUCUUUCUCGAAUAAACAUUCAGAUACAAGCUACACUAACUACGCCAAUAUUGAAUUUCCAUCGAAUAAGUUUGAGGAUAAGUCAUUAAAAGCGAGUGACGAUAGCUUAUCUCUAAAUUACGCUAACAUCGAAUUUGCGGAGACUUUACCUCUGUACGAAAAUUCGAAUUUAGUUUUAUCUCGCUUAGAAACUGAUGAUAAAAAAGAAGCUGUAGUACCUAAUAAACCUCCCCUUCCUCCUAGAUGUCACAUGAACGCAAGCAAGAAGUUUUCCGACAGCAUGGAUAAAGAUGAGAAAUGUAAGUGCAAACAGGUGUCCAGUAAUCCUAAUCGUAGUCCCAAAAAGAUAAUCGACAAGCAAAUAAAUGGAAGUGCUUAUGAGAUGAUGUGUUACGAAAAAGCUCCUACCCACAGCCAAUCCGAUGAGGAUUAUUUGAUGAUGCAACCUCUCUGUAUAAAAGAAGAUAAAGCAUCGCCUUCAAAGCAAAUCUUAGAGAAACCUGAUUCUACAACCUCCAAUACUACUGUUUCUGUACAAAAUGAUGAGCCUGAGACAGAGAUUCGAGAGAACCUCCCUCUUAGGCCUUUCAUGCCUUAUUCUUAUCCGAUUGCAGAAAAUACAAACUCCGGUGUACCAGAAGGCAUCUCUGGAGACACGAUGUCGAGAAAGAAUCAAUUGAUAAGUGAAGAUUUACAUAUAAGAGCUAUGAGAUCCAAUUCACUGAGUGAACUGAAGAAAAAGGUUUUAAUGCGAAAGCGAUCUAGUUCAGUUGAUGGCAAAAAUAAUGGGUACCAAUCAAAAGAUUCUGGGGUUGAAUCAGUACCAGCUUCCCCAGUUAGCAGCCCCAAACCAUCAGUAUCUCGCAAAAACUCAUUAUUUUCCAAAUUAAAUCUCCGAUCAAAAGAAAAAUCAAUGAGUACUAAUGAAAUAGACCUACCUCUUCCAUUGCCGAAUGGACAGCCUUGUGUUUUGAAUAGUAUACAUAAGAAUGGACAUCAUAGGUCUGCAGACUGCCUAAAGCCAAAUGAAGACUUCACAAAUUCGGAUGAGGAUCUGAAUUCGGAUAGCAGCGAUUUUGUCCUUCAGAAAGAAUCGUGUUUAGUCUCGUCUAUGAAACGUUCAUCUAGCGUUCCAUGUCGAGCCGGGAUGCCAACCGUCAGCAUAUCAAGCCCAGUGAGAACUAAUGAAACAAUAAUGGAACUGAAUGACUUGAAUAAGGAAACGUCUCAAAAUGUACCUGAAGGGACUGAUGACUCUCAAGAACCAGUUCAAAGAAAAUACAGCCUUGAUAGUCAUGAAAGGUCGAAACAAAGAGUCUCUAAUAGAGCUAGAUCUAACUGUGAUAAUAUAUAUAGUCAAGAAUGCUUAGAUGAAAGCGAUACAGUCAUGGAAAUGCAAGCAGGUGUUUUAAGGAGGAACCAUUUGCAUACUUCUGAUAGAGGAUCUGCUACGGACAACUGCCGAAGUAACACCAGUAGUUGCAGCUCUUCAGAUAUAAGUGACUACAUGGAAUCCUUAUCAUUCAUUUCCAGAAGUAGCAGCAGUAGUAGUGGUAGCACAAGCAGCGCAGACUACAUGCGUUCUGAAGAACUCCAUGCAUACAUGCUGAGACAAAUUCCAAGACCUCCACCGAAGAAUGCUGUACCCGGUAGCAACAAUAUUAUGAUACCUGCUAUUCACCAGAAUCGACAGGGUUCCGCGGACAUGAACGGCUCGGAUGUGGCCAAUAGUUCAGCUAAAUAUCGUUGCUUGAAUGAUCACUACGAUUCUUCAUCCGUUGGAACCAGUUCUGGUGGUUCAUUCCAAGAGAAUUAUUACCAUGGCAAAGACGAACCUCAAGUGAGACCUUGCACAAGCAUCAGAUGUAACAGAGACUCUAGGUCCUCUACGUCGUCUACUAGUUCGCUCAGUACAUCUCCCAGUGUGACAGACUAUAGUUCUUCUACUUCAUCUUCCCCGCCUUGUCAGACCAGCUUGCCUCCAAAGCCCCCGUUUACUAAAAGAAAGCCCGAAGUUAAACCCGAUGAGUCGGCCUUUGCUUAUCCGUGUGCUGAGAGGGAUCCUAAGACGAAAUAGAAGCAUUGCUGAUAUAAUUUAUGAAAUGUUUUGUAUAUAUCCGAAGUGGCGUAGCCUAUAAGUGGCGUGAUUGAUGCUUAGUAUUUAUUCAAACACCGAUAGUUUUCUAAAACUAUUUUAGGAAUGAUUUUUUAAAAUCCUGUUUUUCAUUUGUGAUCAGAGCGAAUGGUAUUGUACAUUUUGUGUGAGUAGAGUUUUAAAAAGCUAUAUUUUAAUCGUGUUUGGUACAAACACUCUUUUUAUAAGACAUAGAGUAGUUUUGUUUCUAUUGAGAAGUAUUUUGAAAUUUUAAAAACGAAUUAGUCAGUUUAUACAUUUUAUUUUAUUUUUGUGUUCUGUUACAAUUUUAAUUAUUUAAUAAAGUUUGAAAAAUAUUUUCGUUUGAUUUUAAAAAAGUGACCUCUUUUUGAUAAAUGCAGCCAAAUUGAUAAAAAUUCCAUGCAUGGAUUUCUGCACACACAUUUUAAAGUUUUAUCAGUAGCGUUUUCUCAAUGAAUGGAAACUGAAAAUAAGGCUACCAGAUAUUUUUAAUUUUCUUUUCCUUUUCUUAAUUUUUUUUUACCUACAUUAUCAAAUAUAAUUUCUAAUUCAUCAGAAUAAAAAAAAUGGAAGUAGUAUUUAAUGACAAUAAUUUAAAGGUCAGAUCA
Molecule: messenger RNA, 5440 nt
Organism: Argiope bruennichi
Lineage: Eukaryota; Metazoa; Arthropoda; Arachnida; Araneae; Araneidae
Product: serine-rich adhesin for platelets-like
Exons: 12
Coding region: 294-4793 (1499 amino acids)
Biological process (GO): positive regulation of protein tyrosine kinase activity; neuromuscular junction development
Molecular function (GO): protein kinase binding
Source: RefSeq, a predicted model, not a curated record